GCUGCAGCCUCCGGGCCGGCCGGGAAGGCGGGGAGCGGGCGGCGGUGGAGGAGAGGGAGGCGGCGGCGGCUGCAGCAUCCAGGGCUGGCCGCGGCGGCCGGCGCGCCCCGCGCACAAAGGCGCCCAGCCCCUGGGGAGGGCGAUGAGCGCACCGCAGUCCGCGUCCGGGGCCCAGCUCCAGCCACCGCUGCCUGCGCUCAGGGCGCAGGGGAAGACGCAGGGCGUGCCAGGGGCCGGCGGCCGAGGCGCGGCCCGUAAGCCCUGAGCUCGGGACUCGCCGCCCUCCGGGUCGGGCGCAGAGCUUUGGAGCGGCUACUGCGAGGGCCUCGGCGCGCCCCCGGGAUCUGCGCAGGAGGGCGCUUGCCCACUCCUACCCGACCUCUCGCACCUUCCCGUGGCGUCCGAGCGCCAACUUCCCCAAGAACGCUCCAACUCCAGGCCACCCUGCUGGGCAGAGGGGGCGCUGCUGCUGGGCACCAGCCGUGAGGACGCACCCCUGGCCCCAGGGAGCGAGCCGGCAUCUUCAGGCUAGCUCGGGCGCCCCUGAGUGGGUGUCGGCGGCAGCCGCCUCCCCGGGGAGUCCAGGACCUGCAGGCGUUCGCCCUCUCUUUUAUGGAGCUUGGGCCCCUGCCCCAGCCCGGCAGAGGCUGUGGAGGUAGCCCGUCCGGCAGCCUGGUCCCCAGGCCCCCGGCCCAUCCCUGGCAGCGGGGAGUGGCAGCUCCCACGAGGUAGCAGAGGCCUGAGCCGGGGCCCCUCCCGGGAGUGAACCAUGGGCCAGAAGCUCUCGGGGAGCCUCAAGUCGGUGGAGGUUCGCGAGCCGGCGCUGCGGCCGGCCAAGCGGGAGCUGCGCGGGGCAGAGCCCGAGCGGCCGACGCGGCUGGACCAGCUGCUGGACAUGCCGGCGGCGGGGCUGGCGGUGCAGCUGCGGCACGCGUGGAACCCCGAGGACCGCUCGCUCAACGUCUUCGUCAAGGACGACGACCGGCUCACCUUCCACCGGCACCCGGUGGCCCAGAGCACCGACGGCAUCCGCGGCAAGGUGGGCCACGCCCGCGGCCUGCACGCCUGGCAGAUCCACUGGCCCGUGCGCCAGCGGGGCACCCACGCGGUGGUGGGCGUCGCCACGGCCCGGGCGCCCCUGCACUCGGUGGGCUACACGGCGCUGGUGGGCAGCGACGCCGAGUCGUGGGGCUGGGACCUGGGCCGCAGUCGCCUCUACCACGAUGGCAAGAACCGGCCCGGCGUGGCCUACCCGGCCUUCCUGGAGCCGGAGGAGGCCUUCGCGCUGCCGGACUCGCUGCUCGUGGUGCUGGACAUGGACGAGGGCACGCUCAGCUUCGUCGUGGACGGCCAGUACCUGGGCGUGGCCUUCCGUGGCCUCAAGGGCAAGAAGCUGUACCCGGUGGUGAGCGCCGUGUGGGGCCACUGUGAAGUCACCAUGCGCUACAUCAACGGCCUUGACCCGGAGCCCCUGCCGCUGAUGGACCUGUGCCGGAGAUCCAUCCGCCUGGCCCUGGGCCGCCCGCGCCUGCAGGACAUCGGCGCCCUGCCGCUGCCUCAGUCCCUCAAAAACUACUUGCAGUACCAGUGACGGCUGCGGCGGCCAGGGCAGCAGCGGGCAGGCCGCGGCCCGGCCUUUCCUUUCACGGCGCACGGAACGUUCAGGAAGGGGCCUUUCUCGCCCCGACGCCCCAGAACUUGCAGUUCUUUGGAAGGCCAGUACGCGUUCCCAACCUGAAAAAUGAAUGUCUGUUGCCAACAGUAUUUGCUGCCCGAGAAGCAGCUCCCCCAAGUCC
This is a messenger RNA of Myotis daubentonii (Daubenton's bat), 1796 nucleotides long. RefSeq names its product splA/ryanodine receptor domain and SOCS box containing 4 (gene SPSB4). The record is from RefSeq and is a predicted model, not a curated record. NCBI's taxonomy places the organism in Eukaryota, Metazoa, Chordata, Mammalia, Chiroptera, Vespertilionidae. Gene Ontology annotation, biological process: proteasome-mediated ubiquitin-dependent protein catabolic process; intracellular signal transduction. Gene Ontology annotation, cellular component: SCF ubiquitin ligase complex. Gene Ontology annotation, molecular function: protein binding.